UACCACUUCGUACAAGAUGCCUCACUCGUUUGGUCUUCGCGCUCGUACUCGCCACAUGUUCUCUCGUAACUUCAGAGAACAUGGCGUCAUCGCUCUCUCUACUUACUUGAAGACCUACAAGGUUGGUGAUAUCGUUGAUAUCAAGGCCAAUGCUGCUGUUCAAAAGGGUAUGCCCCACAAGUUCUACCACGGUCGUACUGGUGUUAUUUUCAACGUCACCAAGUCCUCUGUUGGUGUCCUUGUUCACAAGAAGGUUGGAAACCGCUAUAUGGAAAAGCGUGUUAACGUCCGUAUUGAACACGUUAAGCACUCCAAGUGUCGUCAAGAAUUCUUGGACCGUGUCAAGGCCAAUGCUCAAAAGAAGAAGGAAGCUAAGGAAGCUGGUGUUUCUUUCAACCUUAAGAGAAUUCCCGCUCAACCCCGUGAUGCUCGUCACGUCUCCACCAAGAACAAUGUUCCUCAAACCAUUGCUCCUGUUGCUUAUGAAACUCUCUUGUAA
This is a messenger RNA of Mycotypha africana, 499 nucleotides long. Its product is annotated as 60S ribosomal protein L21-A. The coding region runs from base 17 to 499 and encodes 160 amino acids. The record is from RefSeq and is a predicted model, not a curated record. Gene Ontology annotation, molecular function: structural constituent of ribosome. Gene Ontology annotation, biological process: translation. Lineage: Eukaryota; Fungi; Mucoromycota; Mucoromycetes; Mucorales; Mycotyphaceae. The transcript is spliced from 4 exons. Gene Ontology annotation, cellular component: ribosome; cytosolic large ribosomal subunit.